AUGUUGCCUUACAAAUCAACAACAGUGAACAACUUUGAUGAAUAUUUAAUUACAUUUCUUAACAAGGCAGACGACAGAAUCGCUCAACUAUUGAAAAAAUCAACAGAUAUGCGAAAUGGUGGUGGAAAAGUUCAAAAGAGCACUGAAGCAAUAAGAAAUGGACAAGUCUGGCAAGACGCACCUUAUAUGGCUCGUAUCGUUUUUGGUACUGGAGAACAUAAUUUUGAAGGAGGUGGAGCAAUUUUUUCACAUCGUCACAUUCUCGCAGCUGGUUUUGUUGUCAGUCCGGUAUCCCCUGUAUUUAAUGUUUGGGUUGGAGGAUCAACAAGAACAACCCAAAGAGCUGUUGCUGUGCAAUCACGUGUUCAACAUCCCAACUACAGUCUAUUCCCUCUGACUAACGAUAUUGGAAUCGUUACACUAGCCGCUGAUCUUGUUUUCGAUAGAUUUGUUCGCCCAAUCGCAUUACCACCUCUUGGAACGUCAAUGAUUCCAUACGAUAACGAACAAGGAACAGUUUUAGGUUUUGGUGGAGCUCCUGGUGUUGCCAACACAAGAGAACAUCUUCAAGCUGCAUUUAUGAGAGCGACGACACCUGCAAGGUGCAAUUCAUUUUUUCAACAUUCAGUGGCACAACAAUUUUGUGCUGAAGACGCACGUUUGAGAUCAGAAGUUUGUUUCAAUGAUAUCGGCGGUCCAUUUGUCGUUUUACGUCGUGGUGAAGAAGUUUUGGUUGGCGUUAUUUCAGAUCCUUUUUGUAUUGCUGUUCCAACAUCUGAGCCAGCUCUCUUCACAAGAGUUUCUGCGUACAGAACGUGGAUUAAUCAAAUGACAUCAGUAUGA
Messenger RNA from Clunio marinus, 843 nucleotides. NCBI's taxonomy places the organism in Eukaryota, Metazoa, Arthropoda, Insecta, Diptera, Chironomidae. The record is from the annotation of a GenBank genome assembly.